Molecule: messenger RNA, 668 nt
Organism: Sorex fumeus (smoky shrew)
Lineage: Eukaryota; Metazoa; Chordata; Mammalia; Eulipotyphla; Soricidae
Gene: MRPS18A
Product: mitochondrial ribosomal protein S18A
Exons: 6
Coding region: 16-606 (196 amino acids)
Biological process (GO): mitochondrial translation
Cellular component (GO): mitochondrial small ribosomal subunit; ribosome
Molecular function (GO): structural constituent of ribosome; small ribosomal subunit rRNA binding
Source: RefSeq, a predicted model, not a curated record
GCGUGGGCUUCCAAGAUGGCGGCGCUCACUAGGUUGAUGUCUGGCUGUGGACGCUGGCUCCGGGGGCUGGUGGUCGGCCCGGCCACGACCAGCUGGGCCCGGCCGCCGGCCCGCGGGUUCCGGGAAGUGGUGGAGCACCAGGAGGGGAAGACGACUAUUAUCGAAGGCCGGAUCACGGAGACUCCCCGGGAAACCCCCAACCCCCCUAACCCCUCUGGUCAGUGCCCCAUCUGCCGGUGGAACCUGAAACACAAAUACACCUACGAGGACGUUCUGCUGCUCAGCCAGUUCAUCCGGCCCCACGGAGGGAUGUUGCCCCGGAGCAUCACGGGCCUGUGCCGCCAGGAGCACCGCAAAAUCGAGGAGUGUGUGAAGAUGGCCCACCGCGCGGGUUUGCUGCCGAAUCACAGGCCUCGACUCCCUGAAGGGUUCGUCCCAAAGAGCAAACCGCAGCUCAACCGGUACCUGACCCGUUGGUCCACCCGGUCCGUCAAGCCCAUCUACAAUAAAGGCCACCGCUGGAACAAGGUGCGCAUGGCUGUGGGGUCUCCCCUCCUCAGAGACAACGUCUGCUACUCCCAGAGACCCCUGGUGUACUACCAGUGACCCGGCGCAGAGCCCUUCACCCUGCCGCAUCCCUCGCGCCCCCAGUGUGACCCAGCUCCUCC